UGACCAGGUUCUCUGUAGCUUGUUUGACGGCCAAGCGGUUUGUGCUCUGACUCCGUCCACGUGUUAAUUUCCCUAGGUUGAACUCGACGGGUCGAAUCAGCGUACAUUAGUCGACUAGUGGUGGGCGUGUUCAUCAUGACGGCUCCCUUCGCGUUCCCGGACAUCACGGAAAACCCAGAUGGCUGGGGUCCAUGCUCCAUCCCGGCUCAAUACAAGGAUAUGCCCUAUCAACCUUUCUCCAAAUCCGAUCGACUGGGCAAGAUUUCCGAUUGGACGGGCAACACCUACCAGAAUAUGCGCCAAAUGAAUAAAUACAACUCUCAGUUCUCUGGCUCGGCCACCCAAUACGCCUACUAUCAUGAAGAAGACGAGACCUCGUUCCAAUUGGUGGAUACCUCGCGGGCUUUACGGCCCAUGUACGGGCGCGGGCGCUUCUUCCGUGGACGCGGCAAUUUCCGCGGCCAACAGAGGUGGAAUGCCAAUAACAAUCAUAAGAACGCCGCCAAUCUGCAAGUGCUGAGCAAGGCCCAGAAGAACAAAGAACGGGAGCGUCAACGCCAAGUUCGCAAAUGGCAACAACAACGUGGCCGUCAAAACUACAACCGACCCGUGCAAAUCAAGCAACGCGAAUCUUCGGUCACCGUCCGCUCAGACUGGAUUGUCAUUGAGGAGAUGGAGAAGACCCAGCUCAUGAAACUAUCCUUACCCACCGUGAGCGACGCUGAAAGCCUAAUGAACUGCGGUGCUUUGGAGUACUACGACAAGAUCUACGAUCGCGUCAAUGUUAAGAACGCUCAACCAUUGAAGCGUAUUGACCGUAUCUUCCACACGGUCACCACGACCGACGAUCCCGUGAUCCGUCGCUUGGUCACCAGUCAGGCCGAUGCCAACGUUUUCGCCACCGACACCAUCUUGGCCACAUUGAUGUGUGCCACUCGUUCCCAAUAUUCCUGGGACAUCGUGGUGAAAAAGAUUGGAGGCAAGAUCUUUCUGGACAAGCGCGACAACACGGAAUUCGAUCUGCUCACCGUGAGCGAAACUGCAGCCGAGCCUCCACAGGAUGAUAGCAAUAGCUACAACGCCCCCCGUAAAUUGGCCCUGGAAGCCACGUUCAUCAACCAUAACUUCUCUCAGCAAGUGCUGAAGAACUCCGAAGAUCGACACAAGUUCCCCGAGGAGAAUCCCUUCGAAUGCGACGAGGAAGGCGAAGUGGCCUCCGUUGGAUAUCGCUACAAGAAGUGGGACCUAGGCAACGAUAUCAAACUGAUCGCACGUUGUGAGCACGAUGCCGUAAGUCAAGGACCCAAUGGGGACGUGCUCUUCAUGAACAUCAAGGCCUUGAACGAGUGGGAUUCGCGCUAUUCCGGUGGAGUGGAUUGGCGACAAAAGCUCGAUACCCAACGAGGAGCCGUUCUGGCCAACGAGCUCAAAAAUAACGCUGGCAAGCUGGCCAAGUGGACGGUUCAAGCCCUGCUGGCUGGUUCGGAUUUGAUUAAAUUUGGGUACAUUACCCGAUAUAAUGUCAAAGACACGUCUCGUCAUGUCAUUUUGGGGACGCAGCACUUCAAGCCUUCGGAGUUCGCCGCUCAAAUCAAUUUGUCCAUGGACAAUUGUUGGGGCGUGGUGCGAUGUAUCGUGGAUUUGGUCAUGAAACAAAAGGACGGCAAGUUCCUGAUUGUGAAGGACCCUAACAAGCCUGUCAUUCGAUUGUACGACAUCCCUGAUAACACUUUCGAAAGUGAAGAAGACACUGAUGAGGAAAACGACGAUGACGGUUUGGACACGCCUCUAAAAGUUUGAAGGGUCUGCUUACCACUCACAUCUCCCAGAAGACGAGUAAUUGCAGGCGAGAAGGACGACUUUGUACUUGUAUAUUUUAUGUAAUGUUCUUUGUGUCCCAAGAAUAUAUUGAAAAUCCCAACCA
Tigriopus californicus is the source of this 1924-nucleotide messenger RNA. It is a transcript of the gene eIF3d1, whose product is annotated as eukaryotic translation initiation factor 3 subunit D-like. Gene Ontology annotation, molecular function: translation initiation factor activity. Lineage: Eukaryota; Metazoa; Arthropoda; Copepoda; Harpacticoida; Harpacticidae. Bases 136 to 1800 code for a protein of 554 amino acids. Gene Ontology annotation, cellular component: cytoplasm; eukaryotic translation initiation factor 3 complex. The transcript has 7 exons. Gene Ontology annotation, biological process: translational initiation. The record is from RefSeq and is a predicted model, not a curated record.